UUUUGUUUCGUUUGAUCCAUCGUAUUUGUAUCACAUUUGUUGGAUGUUAUUUUACGCACAGAGUUUUUAUCUACAUAAUUGCAUGUAUUAAUAAAAUUAUUAUAUUUUUAUUGUGAUGCUGUGUCCGUUAGUAGAAGGAAAUUUAUAAAAGAAAAAAGAAAGAAGGUUAUAUCAUUAUCAAAUAAUAUUUUCACGAAAGGCUCGAAGAUAGAAGAUCGAAAAUAUGGAUUCAAACGGCUGUUCAUUAACGUGCACUGUCACGAUGGAGUGGUUAAACUCUCAAGGAUCUAUUUUAAAGAAGGCAACUCACAGAACGGCGUUACUACGUCUAAUUCGUAACAAUCAGCGCGAAAUGAUCGUCGAAAUACAAGCAGGAAAAGCAAAUGUAUCGACAAAAUUACCCUUAAAAAGUAUAUCCGUUUUUAACAAAUUUAUGACAGAGGGAAAAGCAUCUAUAAAAUUUAAGGAACAAAAUUGCACAUUGUUCUUGUCGAAUGCACCUUCCUCUCAAUUGAUAAGCUUUUUGAAGACUAUAUUCAUCAAAAUGACGGGUCAAGAAGGAAAGGUGGAUCCUCUGAAAGAAAAGCUCUUCACAAAUAUGCAACAUGGUGAUGCUGGAGAUGUUAGUCCAGCUACUAGCAUAGAGAUCAAUAGAGCAAAGGAGAAAGCUAUGGCUACAUCGCGUGCAACAAUCACUACUCCUUCACCGAGUAUUUUCAGGAAGCGGAAAUAUUUUAGUGAUGGCACUUCUAAAGUACCAGCAGCAAAAAAGUUAUAUGAUAAUCCUAUCGCUGGAGAAUUGACUGAGGAACAAAUUAAAGUCUUGAAUGCAGUACUUGGUGGAAGAAAUGUAUUUUUCACUGGAAGCGCAGGCACUGGUAAGUCAUUUCUCCUGAAGAAGAUAAUAUCAGCUCUUCCUCCGGAUGUAACAAUGGCUACAGCAAGUACAGGAGUAGCAGCCUGUCAUAUAGGUGGAAUCACAUUACAUCAGUUUGCUGGUAUUGGUUUGGGUACUGGUACCAAGGAGAGAUGUUUUCAGUUAGCUUCUCGCCCAUCCGUUAUUUCGAUAUGGAGAAAGACUAAACAUUUAGUUAUAGAUGAGAUUUCUAUGGUGGACGGUGAGUUUUUUGAUAAGAUUGAGGCAGUGGCAAGACACAUACGUAGGACAGAAAAACCUUUUGGAGGAAUACAGUUAAUUUUGUGCGGUGACUUCUUUCAGUUACCUCCUGUAUGUAAAAUUAAUAAUGGAGCAAAAUUCUGUUUUCAAAGUGAGGCUUGGCAACGAUGUGUUCACUUUAACUUUGAAUUACGAACAGUCCAUAGACAAAAAGAUGAAGCAUUUGUAAAAGUAUUAAAUAGUAUCAGGAUAGGUAGAGUUACAGAUGAUAUUGAAAAUACUUUGAAAGAAACGGCAAAACAACAUAUUGAAAGUAAUGGAGUUUUAGCAACUAGAUUAUGUUCGCAUGUCAAGGAAGCUGAUGAAAUUAAUGAAUUCCAAUUGAAUGAACUUAAGGGUGAAACUAAAAUAUAUACAGCAUUAGAUUCUGAUAAUUCUAUGACUAAUAUGUUAGAUCAACAGCUGCCUGUACCUGGCAAAUUAGUACUGAAAGUUGGUGCUCAAGUUAUGCUGCUAAAAAAUAUAAAUAUUAAUAGCGGGUUGGUAAAUGGAGCUCGAGGUGUUGUUAUCAAUUUUAAAAAUGAUAUACCAAUAAUUCAAUUGCGGUCUGGAGCUCAAUAUGAAGCAAAAAUGGAGAAAUGGACUAUCAAAACCACUUCUGCUGCUCUUGUACAUAGAAAACAAAUUCCAUUAAAAUUAGCAUGGGCUUUUUCAAUUCACAAAAGUCAAGGUUUAACUUUAGAUUGUGUAGAAAUGUGCCUGUCGAGGGUAUUUGAUGCGGGCCAAUCUUAUGUAGCAUUAUCAAGAGCUCAGAGUUUACAGAGUUUACGCGUUUUAGAUUUUAAUAGUCAACAGGUGUGGGCUAAUACAACUGUACUUGAAUUUUAUAAAAAAUUCAGGAGAAAUUUGCAAGAGAUAGAAAUAAUUCCUUUAGGUAAAACAAAUAAAAUUAGAGACAAAUGAAAGAU
Molecule: messenger RNA, 2085 nt
Organism: Cataglyphis hispanica
Lineage: Eukaryota; Metazoa; Arthropoda; Insecta; Hymenoptera; Formicidae
Gene: Pif1
Product: ATP-dependent DNA helicase PIF1
Exons: 1
Coding region: 224-2080 (618 amino acids)
Biological process (GO): DNA repair; telomere maintenance
Molecular function (GO): DNA helicase activity
Source: RefSeq, a predicted model, not a curated record